Nematolebias whitei (Rio pearlfish) is the source of this 2986-nucleotide messenger RNA. RefSeq names its product kinase suppressor of Ras 1. The record is from RefSeq and is a predicted model, not a curated record. The coding region runs from base 40 to 2589 and encodes 849 amino acids. Lineage: Eukaryota; Metazoa; Chordata; Actinopteri; Cyprinodontiformes; Rivulidae. Gene Ontology annotation, biological process: protein phosphorylation. The transcript has 19 exons. Gene Ontology annotation, molecular function: protein kinase activity; ATP binding.
GGAGUACAGGCCAAGUUGUCCCUGGACUCCUUGCUGCUGAUGACCAGUGUUCAGGUGAAAGAUGCAAUGCGAAGACUUGGGUCCACUGCAGAAGAAUGUACUAAACUCAGCGCUGCCCUCUCGUGCUUGAAGAAUGCCACUGAAUCAGGAGGAGAACUAAGAGGUGACUGUAUUUCCUGGAUGUCUGAGUCCACCAGGAGGGACAGUGGCUCUCUACUGACUGCGGAUCAGCUAACCAACCUGGGAACUCCCCUUCGCUCCCACAGUCCAUCGCCUCUAGCCCGCCCAUCUACCAUCCAGUCAACACCGUCUACCCCAAGUGCUACCUUUCCCCAUCCUCGCUCGGGCUCAGUCUCAACGGUGCCCACACCGGAGGCGUUCGCAUCCUAUGUCCACAGUGGAAUCCCUUUCACUGAUCCAUUCCCCAUGCCUUUAUAUCGCACAGCCCGGCUGCAGGGACGCACCUCCACGCCACCCAUAACUCCACCCUCGAAAAGGCGUCAUCGACUAAAGCCGCCAUGUACGCCUCCACCUCCGUCUCGCAAGGUGCUGCAUCUGUUUCCCACCAUAUCCCUGACACGCAGCAAAAGCCACGAGUCCCAGCUGGGCAAUCGCAUCGAGGAUCCUCCCACUAACAAGUUUGCUAAAAAGAGCAAGUUAUUCCUAAAUAUGCAUGUCAAUGGGAACGGGUGUGAAGACUCACCUUCUCGUUACCCCGUCAUGUCCGCACGGACCUCCGGAGUUACUCCCGCUCCCGCCACAGCACCUUACACCCUGCCAGGGACGCCCACUCUAAUAGAGGAGCACAGUGUAGUCAAGAACAACGUAGCAGUCCAUCGUAGUUCCCCACAAGCAGUGAGGAGGGACAUAGGCCUAGCAGUCACGCACAGGUUUUCUACCAAGUCCUGGUUGUCUCAGACAUGUCAAGUGUGCCAGAAGAACAUGAUGUUCGGGGUGAAGUGCAAACACUGUCGAUUAAAGUGCCACAACAAAUGCACAAAGGAGGCGCCGUCUUGCAGAAUCUCUUUUCUACCAAUUGCCAAAAUUAGGAGGACCGAGUCAGUUCCUUCUGAUAUUAACAACCCUGUUGACCGGCCACAAGACACUCAACAUUUUGGUACGCUACCAAAGGCCAUCACAAAAAAGGAUCAUCCUCCUGUGAUGAACCAGCUGGACUCCAGCAGCAAUCCGUCCUCCACCACUUCAUCCACACCUUCCUCCCCAGCUCCCUUCCAGCAGAGCAACCCACCCAGCGCCACGCCGCCUCCCAACCCUUCACCCAAAGGCCACAGGGACAACCGCUUCAACUUUCCAGCUGCGUGUUACUUUCAGCACAGACAGCAGUUUAUCUUCCCCGAUGUUUCCAUUCCUGCAAGUUUGUACUCUGAUGUCCUUCAAGACACAGUCAAUGAGAUUGAACCAUCUGCAGAUGAUGUUCAUGCAGAGUUGGUGGAAGAUGAACAUGAAGAGGAAGUUGAGGAGGACGUUGAAGACGAAGACCCUGAAGAGGAGGAGGAGAACGAUGAAGACGAUGAGGGAAACGACAAUGGAGGGGACGAUGAGGAGGACGGGGAGCAUAUGAGGAUGAACAUGGGCUCCGACGGUGAGUGCGACGAGCUGGACGAUCUUCCCUGCACUCGUGGAAACCGCUGGAAAGGCCCCAUCUCCCGCAAGCCCAGCCAGACCAGUGUCUAUCUGCAGGAGUGGGACAUUCCUUUUGAGCAGCUGGAUCUUGGAGAGCUCAUAGGAAAGGGCCGGUGGGGCAGAGUGCACAAAGGUCGUUGGCACGGUGAAGUCGCCAUUCGACUUCUUGAGAUUGACGGAAACAAUCAGGACCAUCUGAAGCUCUUUAAAAAGGAGGUGAUGAACUACAGACAGACCAGACACGAGAAUGUGGUCCUCUUUAUGGGGGCCUGCAUGGCUCCACCUCACUUAGCUAUCAUAACCAGCUUCUGUAAAGGGAGGACAUUGUAUUCAGUGGUUCGGGACAGUAAAAACAAUUUGGAUAUCAAUAAAACGAGACAAAUUGCCCAGGAGAUUGUAAAGGGAAUGGGCUAUCUGCACGCCAAAGGCAUCGUUCACAAAGACCUGAAGUCCAAGAAUGUUUUCCACGAUACCAACAAAGUGGUGAUCACAGAUUUUGGGCUGUUUGGGAUCUCUGGAGUUGUUCAGGAGGGAAGACGUGAGAACAAAUUAAAACUUCCACACGGUUGGAUUUGUUAUCUCGCGCCUGAGAUUGUGCGCAAGAUGAGCCCAGGUAACAACGAGGACCGCCUUCCUUUCUCCACAGCAGCAGAUGUUUACGCCUUUGGAACUAUUUGGUAUGAGCUCCAAGCGAGGGACUGGCCGAUCACGAACCAGCACGUUGAAGCCACCAUCUGGCAGGUUGGAAGCGGAGAGGGUAUUAAGAACGUUUUGGCAGAGAUCAACUUGGGCAAGGAGGUCACAGAGAUCCUCUCUGCUUGCUGGGCGUAUGACCUGAGAGAGAGGCCGACCUUUGUCCACCUGGCCGACAUGCUGGAGAGGCUGCCCAAACUCAACCGCAGGCUGUCCCACCCAGGACACUUCUGGAAGUCUGCAGAGUUGUAGCCAUCACUCUGAAACAUAAGCAAUGCAAAACAAAAGCCCGGGUCUGCCUUGCAUGCUCCUGAAUCCUUAACUCUUACAGGAUCGAUCAAAGCAUCGCCUCCACUUCCACUAAUCCAUCGUCUGAGCUUCCGUGUCUAACCGCUGCGUUUUAUUGUUGAGAGGAGAGGAUCAGUGAAGUGAAAUGUGACGGUGGGGGGACAGCCGCUGUCGUUCCUCCUCGCUUUCCUUUACACGCGUCUAAAAAUCUGCCUUCUUCUUGGUUUUUGCUUCUCUAAUGUCACUUUUGGGACUCGGAGGCUUGUGAAUGGUUUGUGUCUGAGGCUGAAUGGUUCUGUGGGUCCUCUCUCUGCUGCUGGUGUGAUGUUCACACCGGGGUCCUGACCACAAGGCGCCUUCC